AUGGCCGUUAGAGAAGCAAUUGAAGAACAGAGCUUGCCACGUUACCACGAAAGACAUUACUACCCCGUCAAAAUUGGGGAGGUGUUCAAUGGCCAGUACCGAAUUAUUGCAAAGCUUGGAUAUGGCGCAUAUUCUACUGUCUGGCUAGCCUGGGAUCAGAGGGCAAAGCAGUACACUUCACUCAAAGUGUGUAUCAGCCAAGAUGACGAAUCUUCCCCGAUUCUCAAUGAGAUCUAUAUGCUGCAGCGUUUGAAGAGAUUCGCUGACACGGACCAACGCGACCUCCCCGGAGUGGGCUUUACGCGUCUUGCUGAUGAUAUCUUUGAAAUCGACGGGACUUCCACUUACGGUCGACACUACUGCAUUGCCUCAAAACCCCAAGGCCAGAGUAUUCGCACAUUACAGGAGACAUUUCCAAAUGCCAUCCUACCCAAGCUCCUUGUAAAAUCCAUCAUACACCGCUUGUGGUUUUCUGUCAACUGGUUUCAUUCAACCUGCGGUGUUAUACAUACUGACAUUUCACCCCAGAACGUUCUGAUGCAACUUGAGGAUGAUAGCAGUCUCGAGGACAUCGAGGAUCAAGAGUCGCGGAAACCCAGUGUCCCUAUAAUCACUAUUGAAGGAGUGGUUCCCUUGUAUAGGUCUCGAAAAACCAAAUUGGAGCUUUCAGGUCUCCCAGUCCUUGUUGAUUUUGGGCAAAUGAGACUUGCAGAAGGGCAAACAAACCAGGACUGGUGGAUGUCCGAUUUAUACAGAGCUCCAGAGGUAAUCUUGGGCCUACCUUGGGAAUAUCCCGUUGAUGUGUGGUCCAUUGGUGUCAUGACACUUGAGCUCAUGGAAGGGAAAAAUUUAUUUGACCCCAUUGAUAGGGUUAACAAUCAGAAAGUUGAGCUUACCCAUGUCCCGAUAGGCAACUGGGUGUCUGAGCCUCCUAUCCCCAAAGCCUCUUUCGAGGACUUCGUCACCACAAUCCCACCGGGAGAGGAGAAGGACCAGUUUCUCAGGUUCAUACGUAAGAUACUUGUUUGGGACCCGAAAGUGAGGGCCAACUCAUAUGAGCUUAUCCAAGAUGAAUGGAUGAUGAGGCAUCCCUCAGAAGAAGAUAUGGUACUUUUAAGGAACCAGAUGAGUUAG
This is a messenger RNA of Microsporum canis CBS 113480, 1134 nucleotides long. RefSeq names its product protein kinase domain-containing protein. The coding region runs from base 1 to 1134 and encodes 377 amino acids. The record is from RefSeq and is a predicted model, not a curated record. The transcript is spliced from 5 exons. NCBI's taxonomy places the organism in Eukaryota, Fungi, Ascomycota, Eurotiomycetes, Onygenales, Arthrodermataceae. Gene Ontology annotation, molecular function: protein kinase activity; ATP binding. Gene Ontology annotation, biological process: protein phosphorylation; spliceosomal complex assembly; regulation of mRNA processing.